AUGAUGUCGAAUUAUAAUCAAACAUCUCCUCCAAAUAAUUAUGGUGCUACACCAUUAAUAAAUCCUCAAGUUCAAAUGACAAAUUCAAGUUUUAUAAAAUCUGAAAUUGAACGCUUCGAAAGUGUACAUCCAUCAAUUUAUUCCAUAUAUGAAUUAAUCGAUGAAUUUAAAGAUCAAUUAAAAACUCAAGCUCAAAUACGUGAACAUGUUAUGAUUAUUGAAGAUUCAUUUGUGAACAGUCAAGAAUGGACUUUAAGUCGAAGUGUUUUAGAUAUUCGUAUUGGUCUAUUAGGUACACUAACAAGUGGAAAAUCAGCUUUAGUUCAUCGAUUUUUAACUGGUACUUAUAUGCAAGAAGAAUCUCCUGAAGGUGGAAGAUUUAAAAAAGAAAUCAAUAUUGAUAAUCAAAGUUAUCUAUUACUUAUACGAGAUGAAGCUGGUGUACCCGAUACACAAUUUACACAUUGGAUUGAUGCAGUUAUAUUUGUAUUUAGUUUAGAAAAUGAAGAAAGUUUUAAAACUAUUUAUCAAUAUUAUACGAAAAUGAAUCAUUAUAGAAAUAUAACCGAUAUGCCAUUAAUACUUGUUGGAACACAAGAUGCGAUUAGUGAAAGUAAUCCACGUGUUAUACAUGAAGAUCGAGCUAGAAAAUUAGCAAAUGAACUUAAACGUUGUACAUAUUAUGAAACAUGUGCUACAUAUGGUUUAAAUGUUGAACGAAUAUUUCAUGAUGUUUGUCAAAAAAUUAUUCAACAACGGUAUGGAUUUUCUACUUCGACAUUAUCAUCAUCAUCAAAUCGUUCAAUAACACCACAACAACAAUCACCCAUAUCAAAUCAAAUUCGAAUAUUAUCAAGUUCUCAUAGUAUACCAGCAUCAUCACAUUUUACUGGAAAUAUAAAUUUAUCUCAAACAACACCAGCAUCAGUCUUUUCAUCAUAUCAUUAUGAACAACAUCAACCACCAAAUCUUUCCCCGGCAACACAAAAUUUAGCUGUUGCACAACUUGCUCAAUGUUUUAAUACUCAAACAAUAAAUGGUGUACUUAAAGAUCGAAAUAAUCAACAACAAAUAUCAACAAAUGAUAAACGUCAUCGAUCUUAUAAAGAUCAACAUGCAAUGAAAUUAUCAACACUUUCAGAAACACAAUCAUUACCUGUACAUGAAGGACAAAUAAGAAUUGAUACAAAUGAACAAAUAACACCAACAUCAACACCUACACAAAAAAGAAAAGA
Molecule: messenger RNA, 1235 nt
Organism: Adineta steineri
Lineage: Eukaryota; Metazoa; Rotifera; Eurotatoria; Adinetida; Adinetidae
Source: the annotation of a GenBank genome assembly